Cyprinodon variegatus (sheepshead minnow) is the source of this 3348-nucleotide messenger RNA. RefSeq names its product serine/threonine-protein phosphatase 6 regulatory ankyrin repeat subunit B-like (gene ankrd44). The coding region runs from base 93 to 3044 and encodes 983 amino acids. NCBI's taxonomy places the organism in Eukaryota, Metazoa, Chordata, Actinopteri, Cyprinodontiformes, Cyprinodontidae. The record is from RefSeq and is a predicted model, not a curated record. The transcript has 25 exons. Gene Ontology annotation, molecular function: protein binding. Gene Ontology annotation, cellular component: cytoplasm.
CUUCACGCCAUGUGACCGUUUCUCUCUGUUUCCUCCCCCUCCAGCCUCCUCUCAUCCAGGCGAUCUUCAGCAGAGACCCUGAAGAGAUCCGAAUGCUCAUUUACAAAUCCGAGGACAUCAAUGCGUUGGAUUCUGAGAAACGCACCCCGCUGCAUGCAGCAGCAUUCCUGGGCGAUGCUGAGAUCAUCGAACUCCUCAUCCUCUCUGGGGCCAGAGUCAACGCCAAAGACAACAUGUGGCUGACCCCUCUGCACCGCGCCGUGGCUUCCCGCAGCGAGGACGCUGUGCGGGUUCUGAUCCGCCACUCUGCGGACGUCAACGCGCGGGACAAGAACUGGCAGACGCCGCUGCACGUCGCCGCCGCCAACAACGCCCUGCGAUGCGCCGAGGUCAUCAUCCCUCUGCUGAGCAGCGUGAACGUGUCGGACCGCGGCGGGCGGACCGCGCUGCACCACGCUGCCCUCAACGGCCACACUGAGAUGGUGAACCUUCUGCUCGAUAAAGGAGCCAACAUCAACGCCUUCGACAAGAAGGACGGCCGCGCGCUGCACUGGGCGGCUUUCAUGGGUCAUUUGGAGGUAGUGUGCCAGCUGCAGGGUAAGGGAGCGGAGGUCAGCUGCAAGGAUAAACGAGGAUACACGCCUCUCCACGCCGCCGCCUCCAGCGGACAGCUGGCUGUGGUCAAACACCUCCUCACCCUGCCUGUAGAGAUAGACGAGGCCAACGCGUUCGGGAACACGGCGCUGCACGUGGCCUGCUUCAACGGCCAGGACGCCGUCGUCAACGAGCUCAUCGAUCACGGCGCCAACGUCAGCCAACCCAACAACAAAGGUUUCACGCCUCUGCACUUCGCUGCUGCCUCCACCCACGGAGCGCUCUGUCUGGAGUCCCUGGUCAUCAACGGGGCCGACGUUAACGUUCAGAGUCGAGACGGAAAGAGUCCUCUUCACAUGACGGCGGUCCACGGACGUUUCACCCGCUCCCAGACCCUCAUCCAGAACGGAGGAGAGAUCGACAGCGUGGACAAGGACGGCAACACCCCGCUUCACGUCGCCGCCCGCUACGGUCACGAGCUCCUCAUCAACACCCUCAUCACAAGCGGAGCCGACUGCACACGUCGGGGAGUCCAUGGGAUGUUUCCUUUACACAUGGCGGCCUUGAACGCUCACUCUGACUGCUGCAGGAAGCUGCUGUCCUCAGGCUUCCAGAUCGACACCCCGGACAGCCUGGGGAGAACAUGCCUUCAUGCAGCUGCUGCAGGAGGAAAUGUGGACUGUGUCAAACUGCUGCUGAGCAGCGGCGGAGAACACAACCGGAGAGACAAAUGUGGCAGGACUCCCCUUCAUUACGCCGCCGCCAGCCGCCACUUCCAGUGUCUGGAGACGCUGGUGGCGUGCGGCAUUGACAUCAAUGCCAUGGAUCAGUGGGGGCGCUCCGCUCUGCAUUACGCCGCCGCCUCAGACCUGGACAGGAGGGAUUCAUGUUGCUGUUUCUGUGACCUGCAGCUGCUGAACAGAGAUGACGACCAUCCAGAGGAUCCUGGAUCUCCUCACGCCAGGAGCCCGCUGCACCUCGCCGCGUACCACGGCCACGCCCAGGCUCUGGAGGUGCUGCUGCAGGGGGACGCAGACGUGGAUCAGGCAGAUGAGGCGGGGAGGACCCCUCUGGCCCUGGCCGCCCUGCGGGGCCACACCGACUGCGUUCACACGCUCCUCAGCCAGGGGGCGUCGCCGCACGCCACCGAUCGGCAGUACGGCCGCUCACCUGUGCACCUGGCAGUGAUGAACGGUCAUACCACGUGUGUGCGCCUCCUGCUGGAUGAGUCGGACGGAGCGGAGCUCAUCGACGCUGCGGACUCCCAGGGACAGACUCCUCUGAUGCUGGCGGCGGCUGGCGGUCAUGUGGACGCCGUGUCGCUGCUGCUGGAGAGGGAAGCCAACGUGAACCAGGCGGACAGCCACGGCCUCACGGCGCUGCACCUCGGGCUGCUGUGUGGUCAGGAGGAGUGCAUCCAGUGCCUGCUGGAGCAGGAGGCGUCCGUGCUGCUCGGAGACGCUCGGGGACGCACGGCCAUCCACCUGGCCGCCGCUCGGGGACACGCCUCCUGGCUGAGCGAGCUCCUGAGCAUCGCCUGCUCAGAGUCGCCGUCUCUGCCGCCACUGAUGGACGUCAGCGGAUACACACCUCUGCACUGGGCCUGCUACUACGGCCAUGAAGGGUGUGUGGAGGUCCUGCUGGAGCAGAAAGGCUGCCGCUGCAUCGAUGGGAACCCUUUCACUCCUCUGCAUUGUGCAGCGUUGAACGACCAUGAAGCGUGUGCGUCGCUGCUUCUGGAGGCCAUGGGAUCAGACAUAGCCGGCUGCAGCGAUGCGAAGGGCAGGACUCCUCUCCACGCUGCAGCGUUCAACGGACACGUAGACUGCAUCCAGCUGCUUCUCUCCCAUGAUGCACCUGUAGACACUGUGGACCAGUCGGGCCGUUCGGCGCUGAUGAUGGCGGCAGAGAAAGGCCGGGCCGAAGCUCUCGAUGUGCUGCUGACCGGCGCCAAUGCAGACCUCAGCCUUACGGACAAAGAAGGAAACACGGCGCUGCACCUGGCCUGCAGUAACGGGAAAGAAGACUGUGUGUUGCUGAUCAUAGAGAAGCUGUCCGACGCGACGCUCAUCAAUGCCACAAACGCCGCUCUGCAAACGCCGCUGCACCUGGCGGCGCGUAGCGGCCUGAAGAAGGCGGUCCAGGAGCUGCUGUCCAGAGGAGCCAACGUUCAGACGGUGGAUGAGAACGGUCUGACCCCUGCUCUGGCUUGUGCUCCUAGCAGAGAGGUGGCUGACUGUCUGGCUCUCAUUCUGGCUACCAUGAUGCCUUUCUGCUCCCCUUGCAGCUCCGGAGCUCCCUCCCCAGGCUCCCUGCUGAGGCAGCUGCCUCGCCGGGGGGGUAAAGGCGUGAACGCCGGCCCGCGGGGACCACGCAGCCCCAGGAACCCCUCGGGACCUUCCAGCGAGGGAACUACUGAGAACGACUCAGAAGACUCUGAAACCUUUUGACGGAUCUCUGAUCGGACUCCAGCUUCUUACCUCAGACUUUUUAUUUUUAAUUUUUUUUGGAGAAGGAUGUUUCUGAUUUUAAUGAUGGAGCUCCAAGGGUUUCAGCAACAAACAAUGAAGCAAAUUUUACUAUCAUAUAUUAUUACAAAAAAAUCUAAAAUGAUCUCAGAAGUUAAUUCCUAAUUUAUUCUCUUAUUAAUUUAUAAGAUGUCUCUCUGCUUUUCUACUCAAUCAUACUCGUCUGAAUUUCUUACAAACUAAACUUUUCUGUGGAACGUUGUGGUCGUUUCAUCCUGCAGACUUU